GCAUGCAGCCUACCUCCCUCUACGUUGACAGAUAGCGACACAAUCACUACACGAUUUACCGAGGGACCCUGAGGACACGUCGUUUGCGAUGACGAGCACUCACACUCCUGGCACACCUACUGAACGCUCACGACUCGUCGACCAGCGUCAUCGCAGGCUAUACAGUGGCCAUCGGUCAAAGUCGUUCUAUGCGAGCGAUGUAAACGAGCUCGUGGAGUUGCGUGCUCGCCAAAGGACCUUUGACGGGGCAUACAGCCGCACCGCCAUGGGCAACCUCGGCUAUGCUCUCACAAUCUUACGACUGUUCGACCGCCGUUUCUACAAGAUCGGAGUCCUGUACACCGCCUCCGCAGGAAUGAUAUUCGUCAUCGCGUUCAUCCGCCAGCGGCACUCGCGCCACGACUUUGCCGACAAGUACAAGAAUCCCGCUGCGUGCGGCAGCGCCAUCAAGACUGUCGGCCAGACUGGCAAGCGUGUCUUUGGGCGGCCUUUCGUCACUGCAGGGUGGAUCGUUGCGCUGCUGUCUCUGGUGGUGUUCGCAGUGGAGGUCAGCUUGUUGGUACUCAUAUUCAGGCUAUGAAACUGCUCUUCAGCGGUGCGGCGUGCUGUGACGUGACGGAUGGUGGACACUCGGGAUGCCGUAGUGGCUGCGGCACGGGUUGCCACCGCUCCGAGUCUCAGAAAUAGCCACGAAGGCUGCAUAAGUGUGAUGACAUAACGCAGUGCCGAAGUCCAUAUGCCACACAUCACAGAAUUCGCUCUCAAGUGGUUUGAAGGCUGCACUGCGCUUUGGGCUGUGUCCGUACGUGGACCAUUGACAUCAAGUCAAGCGUGUCUCAGCACUGAAACGACGUUCGGAAUGUCAUAAAGCGCUUCGGAAAAUCUGACUGCGCAGUUGUCUUCCUUAAUACAUGAGUAUGUAAGUAGGGAUGUCAGCCGGAGAAUGUU
Molecule: messenger RNA, 948 nt
Organism: Dichomitus squalens LYAD-421 SS1
Lineage: Eukaryota; Fungi; Basidiomycota; Agaricomycetes; Polyporales; Polyporaceae
Exons: 5
Coding region: 89-580 (163 amino acids)
Source: RefSeq, a predicted model, not a curated record